AUGAAAUCCUUACGUGUAAAAAAAAUAACAGUGAAAAAAGCCAUUGAUUUCAUUGCGGAAUCAUGGGACAAUGUAAGUAACACAACCAUUCAAAACUGUUGGAACAAGACAAAAAUUCUUCCAAACACAAAUGAGGCAAACGUAGAAACCACAGAUCAACAUACCAGAAGUGAUGCUCUAUUGGAAAAUGAGGAAAUCGAAGAAAUAGUUGCAAGAUUACCAGAUGAAAGCUUUUAUGCGCCGGAGACUGCCCAAGCCAUAUCAACGUAUUUACAAAUAAUUGAUGAAUCUAUUGCUACAGAAGAAGUACUCGAUGAUAAGGGAAUCACCAUUGUUCGCUAUGAAGAACAGGAAAGUUCAGAGUCAAAUCUCUCUCUUGAAGAAUUAGGAUUUUUAAGAAAACUACUCAGGGAAUAUAAACGUGUAUAUGAAAAGUCAAAGAAACAAACCAAAAUUACUAGUUUUUUUAACUUUCAAGACUCACGUUCCUAUUCUCAAGAUUCACCCUUUCAAGACCAAUAUUCUCAAGAUCAAGAUUCACAUUUUCAAGAUCCGUAUUAUCAAGAUACAUAUUCUCAAGAUAUGUAUUCUCAAGGCUCAUAUUCCCAAGAUUCGGAUUCACAAGAAUUAUAUUCGCAAGAUUC
This is a messenger RNA of Dentiscutata erythropus, 644 nucleotides long. The record is from the annotation of a GenBank genome assembly. Lineage: Eukaryota; Fungi; Glomeromycota; Glomeromycetes; Diversisporales; Gigasporaceae.